AUGAGACUAUAUUUAUUAUCGCUAAUAUUAGUGUUUUAUGCUAGUGUAUCAAGUGCUUCACUUGAUAGUGUAAAUUUUGGUAGAGGCGGUGGCUGGGGAAGUGGAAACCAAGGUGUACUUUGUGGAACACAUUAUUGUCCACCAGGUUCAACUUGUGAAAGUAAACAUGGUCACUAUAUUUGUAGACCAGGUGGUUUAAUAACUGCUCCAAGUGGUGGUGAUAGUGGUGGUAUUUGGACAGGUGGUGAUAAACAUAAAAAAGAUUGUGGUGGCACAGGAUGUUGUAAAGAAGGUCAAUAUUGUACCAAACUUGAUGGAAAAGAACAAUGUGUAUAUUAUCCAGAUGACAAAGGUCCACAAUGUGGUGGUUCAUUCUGUAGAGAAGGUGAAAUUUGUGUUUUAGAACAUGGUGUUUUGGGUUGUCUUGAAAAUCCAGUUGAAGAUAGUAAAGCAAAUUGUGGUUUAUUCCAUUGUAAUUACAAUGAAUAUUGUAUUAUGGUUAAUGGUUAUCUUCAAUGUUUAUUCUCAAAUGGUACUGCACCAUUUGCAUGUGGUCUCCAAACUUGUGUUCCACCACAAUUAUGUGUAAAGGUUGAAAAUUGUCAACAAUGUGUUUCUCCACCAAGACCAGACAAUAACUGUGGUGACAAAUAUUGUGAUGAUGAACAUCAAUGUGUUAGAAAAGGACUCGGUUAUGAAUGUAUUCCAAAACGUCUUACUUGUGAGACCAAAAAAUGCGAAGCCUCUCAAGUUUGUAUCAUGGUAAAUGGUGAUGCUCAAUGUAUCGUACCACCAGCUGCCGCCGCUGCUGAAAUUAGAAUAAACAAUUUCAGAUUCAACCGUAACUCUGUUCAACGUAAUGCCAAACCAGCUCAACAACAAAGAUCUGCUCAACAUGCCAAACCAGCUCAACAUGGUAAACCAGCUCAACAUGCCACUCAACAACAACAUGCCAAACCAGCCCAAAAUGCUAAACCAGUUCAACAUAACGCCCAACAACAACAUGCCAAACCAGCUCAACAUGCCGCUCAACAACAACAUGCCAAACCAGCUCAACAUGUCGCUCAACAACAACAACAACAACACGCCAAACCAGCUGCUCAUACUGCUGCCAAACCAGUUCAACAUAAUGCCCAACAACAACAUGCUAAACCAGCUGCUCAUACUGCUGCCAAACCAGUUCAACACAAUGCUGCUCAACAACAUGCUAAACCAGCUGCCCAUGGCGCCAAACCAGCUGUUAAUGCUGCCAGACCAGUUCAACACAAUGCUGCUCAACAACAUGCUAAACCAGCUGCUCAUACUGCUGCCAAACCAGUUCAACACAAUGCUGCUCAACAACAUGCUAAACCAGCUGCCAAACCAGCCAAAUUAACCAAUGCCCAAAAAUUACAACAAGAACACCAAAGACAAGAAGCUCUCGCAAAACAACAAGCUCGUAUUAGACAACAAAAUCUUGUCAAACAAGCUGCCCAAAAGAAACAAACCUCUCAACGUGCUGCCUCUAAAAAUCAAGCUAGACCAGCAACUCAAAAGAGAAAUUAA
Molecule: messenger RNA, 1545 nt
Organism: Dictyostelium discoideum AX4
Lineage: Eukaryota; Evosea; Eumycetozoa; Dictyosteliales; Dictyosteliaceae
Gene: psvA
Product: prespore vesicle protein
Exons: 3
Coding region: 1-1545 (514 amino acids)
Source: RefSeq, a predicted model, not a curated record